This is a messenger RNA of Cornus florida, 2090 nucleotides long. Its product is annotated as 3-ketoacyl-CoA synthase 11-like. NCBI's taxonomy places the organism in Eukaryota, Viridiplantae, Streptophyta, Magnoliopsida, Cornales, Cornaceae. The transcript is spliced from 2 exons. The coding region runs from base 363 to 1946 and encodes 527 amino acids. Gene Ontology annotation, cellular component: membrane. Gene Ontology annotation, biological process: fatty acid biosynthetic process. The record is from RefSeq and is a predicted model, not a curated record. Gene Ontology annotation, molecular function: acyltransferase activity, transferring groups other than amino-acyl groups.
CCUCCCUCCCUCUCCCUUCUCUCUAAACCAACACACAGUCCCUUUAAAUUCUUUAGCCCCAUCACUUUAUGCAAGGCAUAUUACUCUCUCACUUCUCUCUCUCUCUCUCUAUCCAAUUUCUUGUAAAGAAACUUCAAACCAUUCCUCCUCCUCUUACUUAAUUUCAAUUCUUCAUUUUUUUUUACCAUUUUAUUGGUCCACCAUCUACCUUUUGCUAUUCUUCUCUAAGAUAUAUUCCUGCUACACUUCUCAAUUUCUAUUUUUAUUUCACAAAUUCAAUAUAUGCUCAAACUCGAUCUGAAGUGGGUGUUCAGUAUUAAUUAAUUAGUUGUUAAUUUUGGUUCGGUUUUUGAGGAUCAAAAAUGGCGGAGAAGAAACAGAACCAUCUCCCUGAACCAGCAGUGAAUUCCAUUUCAGUGGAUUCUCAAUCUCAAAGAACAAACCACAACCACCUCCCAAACUUCCUGUUAUCGGUACGGCUCAAAUAUGUGAAGCUUGGUUACCAUUACUUAAUCACCCACGCCAUGUACCUGUUGCUCACUCCACUUCUCGGCGUCGUCUCACUCCAUCUCUCAACGCUUACAUUCGAAGAUCUGCUCCAGCUAUGGAACCUCUUGAAAUUCAACCUCGUCUCGGUCAUAUUAUGCUCGGCACUCAUGGUUUUCUUGGUCACACUCUCCUACAUGACUCGUCCCCGGAAGGUCUACUUGCUCGAUUUCGCGUGUUACAAACCGGAACAGGCUCGUAUGUGCACCCGAGAGGUGUUCAUGGAGCGGUCUAGACUGGCUGGGGCUUUCACGGAGGAGAACUUGGCCUUCCAGAAGAAGAUUUUGGAGAGGUCCGGGCUCGGCCAGAAGACCUACUUUCCGGAGGCUGUUCUUAGGGUUCCGCCCAACCCGUGUAUGGCGGAGGCCAGGAAGGAGGCGGAGAUGGUGAUGUUUGGAGCUAUUGACCAGCUGCUGGCCAAAACUGGUGUGAAGCCUAAAGAUAUUGGGAUUGUUAUUGUUAAUUGUAGCUUGUUCAAUCCAACACCUUCUCUCUCCGCCAUGGUUGUCAACCAUUACAAGCUUAGAGGGAACAUCUUGAGCUACAAUCUUGGUGGUAUGGGUUGCAGUGCAGGACUCAUUUCAAUUGACCUUGCCAAACAACUUUUACAGGUCCAGCCCAACUCGUACGCCCUGGUGGUGAGCAUGGAGAACAUCACUCUCAACUGGUACUUUGGCAACAACCGAUCAAUGUUGGUAUCCAAUUGCCUCUUCCGAAUGGGAGGGGCCGCUGUCCUCCUGUCGAACCGAUCCUCAGAUCGCCGCCGUUCAAAGUACCAACUCAUCCACACGGUCCGCACCCACAAGGGCGCCGAUGAUCGCUGCUACGGCUGCGUGUUCCAAGAGGAGGACGAAACCAAGAGGGUCGGCGUGGCCCUCUCCAAAGACCUCAUGGCGGUGGCCGGAGAAGCCCUGAAAGCAAACAUCACGACUCUCGGCCCACUGGUCCUCCCAAUGUCGGAGCAGCUACUGUUUUUCGCCACACUGGUUGGAAGGAAGAUCUUCAAAAUGAAGAUAAAGCCCUACAUCCCGGAUUUCAAGCUCGCCUUCCAGCAUUUCUGCAUUCAUGCCGGAGGGAGGGCGGUGUUGGACGAGCUGGAGAAGAACCUGGAGCUCACCGACUGGCACAUGGAGCCUUCGAGAAUGACACUGAAUAGGUUUGGCAACACAUCCAGCAGUUCAUUAUGGUACGAGCUGGCUUACACCGAGGCCAAAGGGAGGGUGAGGAAGGGUGAUCGGACCUGGCAAAUCGCUUUUGGUUCCGGUUUCAAGUGUAACAGUGCUGUCUGGCGCGCACUCAAGACCAUUGAUCCGGCCAAGGAAAAGAACCCUUGGAUGGAUGAGAUUCAUGAAUUCCCUGUUCACGUGCCCAAAGAGUCGCCCAUUGUUUCUUCAAAUUAAACUUUGUUUUACUCCGGAUAAUGUUUGUUUCUCUAAAUUAAUCAAACCAUGAUUUCUGGUACUACGUGGGUAGGUUGUGUUUUGUUGUGUUGAUGAUUGAUGCAAUGUGAUUAAACACAUGGAAUGAAUUGUUGCUUGACUGGA